AUGAGGACGAUUAUCGACCGUGAUGAUACCGGAUUAGAGGUACGGCCACCUGAUGUUGGGGGGCUAGAAGUCUCAACCAAAGCCCAAAUCGCGCAGGGAUUGGAAGCUUUUCGGGGUUAUGAUGGUUUGGAGGUGGUAAAUAAUGCACAGGCUGGCAUUGAUGGAAUCAAAACCGAAGGCUUUAUUAAAGAAACCGAACGAAAACCGCGGAGAAAGAAGUUGUGGCUCGUCCUAGCCGGCAUUGCUCUGCUGCUUGUGAUCGUGGGAGCCGUAUUGGGUGGCGUUCUUGGAUCACGACACAUUCACAAGGCUCCUACAGAAACACCAGGAGUUGCAACUGCUCCAGACGCUUCUGGCAAGCCUCCGCGUUCUUCAGAUCCGCCGCCCAAUGCCGUCUAUGCAACAUCAGGCAUUGGUGUCACGGGUUGGUGGACAGGGUCAUCAAGCUUCACCAUCCGCUUGAUCUACCAGGGACACGAUGGAGAUUUGCGUCUUAUGCAGUACCACUCUGGAGAUGGUAAAUGGUCAACACUGGCCAAUUUGACGGGCACAAAUGCCAAACUAGGCACCCCAAUUGCAGCAUCAUGCUUCAAUAUACCAUUCUUUUUCUUCACUCCGAUGACAAGCAGCAAUAAUUUUACGCAAGUCGAAAUAUUUUAUCUCAACGAAGCAAACGAGAUGCAAGAGUUCUAUUUCAGAGAGCAGGACUCGCCUUCGCCUUCAGCACGAACUUUUAACGGGAGCGGAAUCAUGUCCUCUAAGGGUUGGAAAGCAGCAGGUGAUACAAAGAUUGCAACAUACUGGCCCAGCGUCAUCUUUCAAGACAACAGUGACCAGAUACAGGAGGCUUACUAUGCCAAUCUGACAUGGGCACAGAGUGAAGUAGGCCUCAAAUGCCAGAAUAGGUCGGCCUUUGCAGAAGUGCCUUAUUCUGUAACGGCUGGAAGAUUCGGAGGUGAGAAGAUUAUCUUUCAACAGGACAAUCAGAAGCUACUUGUCGAGGAAAGAGAUAACUCGACUGACAAGCUAGAUGUUGCUGCCCCAUCCAUUACUAUCCCAGCCAACGCGGCCAUGGGAGCGUUCACCGUUCCUCGAGACCCUGAUACAGCUGACGGCACUAUGAAUACCUAUAUCCUCUGGCAAGAUAGUACAGGUGCUCUCCAGAUGACUUGGGAAGAUGAUGGCACUGGGUGGCGAACCUCAUCGAUGCCUGCCUCUCUUGGUAGUCCCGACAAAGGCACGGGCAUAUCUUGCCUCACACCAACUCUCUGGGCCGUGGCAUCUUUGUUGUCGGACUACGGCAUGGCUCGUUGCUAUUAUUUGGUAGAUGGGAACAUAAGAGAGGUUCAAUAUGAUGGCUCAAACUGGUCCGUGAUUGGAAAUGUGCAGAUAGAUUAA
This is a messenger RNA of Trichoderma breve, 1398 nucleotides long. RefSeq lists its product as uncharacterized. The transcript has 3 exons. Lineage: Eukaryota; Fungi; Ascomycota; Sordariomycetes; Hypocreales; Hypocreaceae. The record is from RefSeq and is a predicted model, not a curated record. The coding region runs from base 1 to 1398 and encodes 465 amino acids.